Tripterygium wilfordii is the source of this 802-nucleotide messenger RNA. Its product is annotated as 28S ribosomal protein S33, mitochondrial-like. The record is from RefSeq and is a predicted model, not a curated record. Lineage: Eukaryota; Viridiplantae; Streptophyta; Magnoliopsida; Celastrales; Celastraceae. The transcript is spliced from 3 exons. Bases 275 to 583 code for a protein of 102 amino acids. Gene Ontology annotation, cellular component: mitochondrion.
GGCCAUAGCUUUUUGGGCCAAAAAUAUUGUUUGCCGGCCCUACAAAUCCUUAUAACCCAAGAGGCCCAUUAAUAUCUUUAACUUGAGGCCCAUCAUAAACUAGGGCUUCAAUGAAAAAAUCUAACGAAAUCCCCUGUUCGCCAAGGCGCCUUCCUCAACUCUCUGCAAUCUUCGUCUCUAUCCUAUGGCGGACCGUUCGGUUAAAACGAAGUUGAACAGAGUGGUGAAGGCUGGGUUAAAGUAGCAGAACCUUCUACCUUAAUCGGUAGAGAGGAUGAGUGGGGGUAGCCUGAAGAGCUUGUUGUCUACAGCAGUCCUAGCGGGAGUGAUGGAGGCUAGGGCAAGGAUAUUUGGGCAUGUACUUAACCCUACAGGACAGAGAUCUCCUCACAAGAUUUUACGCAAGAAGCUCAUUGGCCAGAAAGUUGCAGAAUGGUAUCCGCAAGACAUUACUAAAGAUGACCCUCUUGUCAUGGCUCGAGAAGAACAAGAACGUGUAUCCAAACUUGAAAUGUUAAAGCGGCGUGGUAAAGGACCUCCCAAGAAAGGACAAGGACGACGUGCUGUUAAACGCAGCAAGUAGAGGAAUUGAGUAAUAUUUAGGUUUUCUGAUACGCUUUACAACAACUAGUUCUCAGAAGCAUCUGUCCAUGUCAGGGAAAGAUGUUAGUGUAUGCAGCAUUAAAAGCUUGAGGAAGCCAUUGAAUAUAUGGAUUGUGCUUGAAAAUCAUUUGCAUUCAUUUAUUGGUUCAUUUUGCCACUUUGAGAUGCAACAGAAGAUUUAACUUUGACUGAAUAAUCA